Messenger RNA from Acaulospora morrowiae, 718 nucleotides. NCBI's taxonomy places the organism in Eukaryota, Fungi, Glomeromycota, Glomeromycetes, Diversisporales, Acaulosporaceae. The record is from the annotation of a GenBank genome assembly.
GAAACGAAACUUUGGACGAGGCAGAAGAAUGUAUGCUAGAAUCUUACUGCACUAAAGCCAGAAUUCAAGAUGGGAUGGAGAUUCUCGAUUUGGGUUGUGGAUGGGGUAGUUUAUGCUUGUAUCUAUGUGAGAAAUAUCCGAAUGCAAAGAUCACUGCGCUAUCCAAUUCCAAUACUCAACGUGAACAUAUUAAUGAUUUGGCUAAACAAAAAGGAUUCAAAAAUUUGAAUGUUAUCACAUCCGAUAUUAAUGAAUUCGAUUUCGAAACUGGAUCCAGAUUUGAUCGCAUAUUGUCAAUCGAAAUGUUUGAACACUUGAAAAAUUAUGAAUCUCUUCUAAAGAAGCUUUCUGGAUGGCUUAAACCACAUGGGUUAUUGUUCUUUCAUAUAUUUUGCCAUCACGAACAACCAUAUGAUUUUAUGGUUGAGGAUGGAUGGAUGGGGAAAUAUUUCUUUACCGGUGGGACAAUGCCAUCCGCAGAUUUAUUUCUUUAUUUCCAAAGCAAUUUCAAGGUAAUCGACCAUUGGAUUGUUAAUGGUAGUCAUUACGGCAAAACCUCCGAGGAAUGGGUGAAAUUGUUAGAUAAAAAUAAGAGGAUAGCAUUGGAAUAUUUGAAAAUAACCUAUGGUCAAGAAAAUGCGUUUGCCUGGUUUAACAGAUGGCGUACAUUUUAUAUUGCCGUAGCCGAAUUGUUUAAUUAUAAUAAUGGGAAUGAAUG